AUGAGGGAGGCCAUUUUACUGAUAGAAGUCUAUGUGUUUGUAGCUGAUGUUUGCGCAGACAAAAAGCCCUGUCAGAAUGGGGGAGAAUGCAGAAGCUCUGGUGACAGCUACACCUGUUCUUGUCUUGAAGGAUUCCAGGGAAAAAAUUGCGAAAAUGAUAUCAACGAAUGUAUAACUUUACAUCCCUGCCAAAAUGGUGGACAGUGCAUAAACACACAAGGCGGCUACGAAUGCAAAUGCAAACCUGGGUUUACAGGAAAAAAUUGUGAAAAAGAUGAGGACGAUUGUUUAAAUGCUGUGUGUCACAAUGGAGGAAAGUGUAUCAACGGAAUCAACAGCUACACGUGUGACUGCAAGGAAGGAUUCAUUGGAGAACAGUGUGAAUGGGAAAAGCAAGGAUGCUUUAAAGAAGUCAAAAAUAAAAACAAGAAGGCUAUGGGUAAAGUUCUUGGAAAAUUCACAAAGUACAAGAAGAAUAUCAAAGGUGCUGUGGAGGCUUGUAUGAAAGCAGCUAAGGGGAAAAAACUGGAGAUCUUUGGGGUUCGUAGCAAAUUCAUCUGUGCGACAACCAAAGGCAAUGCUGAUUACAAGAUGCAUGGUGCAUCACCCAAAGGGUGCAAAGAAGAAGGAGAUUACGGAGUCGGAGUGAAAUUGGCCAAUUACGUCUACGUUUUGAAGAAGAAUUAGAGCCAUAAACUUUACAGCACGGGACCUUAAGUUCACGGCCUGGUUAUCAGCAAGAAGUUGCAACGAAGAUUAGAAAGAGUAGAAAGAAACUGAAAUGUAUCAGCUUAUCCGAAUCGUGGGGUUUUAUCUGGGAUCAAUAAAG
This is a messenger RNA of Pocillopora verrucosa, 829 nucleotides long. RefSeq lists its product as uncharacterized. The record is from RefSeq and is a predicted model, not a curated record. Lineage: Eukaryota; Metazoa; Cnidaria; Anthozoa; Scleractinia; Pocilloporidae. Gene Ontology annotation, molecular function: calcium ion binding.